Molecule: messenger RNA, 1868 nt
Organism: Halichondria panicea
Lineage: Eukaryota; Metazoa; Porifera; Demospongiae; Suberitida; Halichondriidae
Product: insulin-like growth factor 1 receptor
Exons: 8
Coding region: 79-1776 (565 amino acids)
Biological process (GO): positive regulation of kinase activity; protein phosphorylation; cell surface receptor protein tyrosine kinase signaling pathway
Cellular component (GO): plasma membrane; signaling receptor complex
Molecular function (GO): transmembrane receptor protein tyrosine kinase activity; ATP binding
Source: RefSeq, a predicted model, not a curated record
ACCAUAGAUUGAAGAGUUCUCACACACAUGCAACUUGCCUCUCAAAAUUGAAAACAUCAAGAACUUCAUUGAGUCACAAUGACAGUGAUGAUGAUCACCUCUAAUGUCACUAACUCAGCUAGUUCUACUGUGAUGAUGAACACAAGUAUGACAUCAAGCAUUCAUGGAGCAACCGUUUCUGCAACAAUGCAGCCAUUGUCUGAGUCUACCAUAAUGCCAUCAGUAACAACUUCAAGUUCAACACUUACAGAAACUUAUCUGCAUUCAUGUGAUGUAUCGACACCAACUAUUUCUCCACACGUAACAGAAUGUCCCGAUGAGUUUUUCUGUAAUGGUGUCCAAAAUAUCCCGUUGUUCAUAUCGUUAUUUAUCAUAGUAAUAGCUGCUGCAGUGACUGCAUUAGUCUGCUGCAUCUACUGGAGACGAAGGUUAAAACCAAAGUAUCAAAGAAGACACACUCUAGUGCAGAGACCCAGCGGUCGUAGACCUGAAGCACCUGCCAUCGAGGAGAGAUAUACAACUAUAGCCGGAGUGGAGGGGCAACCUCGGAGAGAAUAUGAUGACAAUAAUUAUGCAGAGGUAGACGAGCCUGCAAAGAAGACACAGCUGGGUGGGGGAGACAAUAAUCAUUUCUAUUUCAUAUUGGAAGACAAUAACGGCAGUAGUGAGAGAAAACCUGCCGAUUACGAGCACGACUAUGACCACCCAUUCUUUGAACCCGCCACUCGGGAGGAGGAGCUUGUCUUUCAGAUCACAGAACUCAGUAUUCCGCUGAUCCCAGCCAGCAAAGUCAAACUUCUGGAGGUGCUAGGCAGUGGUCAGUUCGGCACAGUGACCAAGGGUGCGUGGCUUCGUGAGGAAGGAGGGAGAGAGAUAUUGUGUGAAGUGGCUGUAAAGACUAUGACAGAGGAAGCAACCAAAGAGGACAAGGUGAAGUUCUUACAGGAGGCGGCCAUUAUGGGCCAGUUCAAGCAGGCUAACAUUCUGCGAAUACAAGGAAUUAUAAUGGAUGGUGAUAUGUUGAAACUGGUUGUUGAUCUGAUGCAUAACGGAGACCUACUACAACACUUGUCCACCCUCAGGCAAUCUGUUGCCAGUGGUGAUCUGCCACUGUAUGAACUGAAACAGCUGCUCAUGAGUUUCACCCGACAAGUAGCAUGUGGGUUGGGCUAUCUCUCCUUGAAGGGCUAUAUUCACAGGGACCUGGCGGCCAGGAAUGUACUAGUCUCAGAUGAGGGAAUAUGUAAGAUUGCUGACUUUGGACUGUCUCGAGACCUUCAGAAUGAGGAGUACUAUCGUUCCCACGGAGGGAAAGUCCCUGUCAAGUGGACGGCCCCUGAGGCUAUCAACUAUCACAAGUACUCGUCUGCCAGUGAUGUCUGGAGCUACGGCUGUGUGCUCUAUGAGAUAUGGACACUGGGGGAGAAGCCGUUCACUCAUCUCACUAACACAGAGACAAUAGAAGCGGUGACCAGUGGUGAGAGGCUCCCCCCACCCCCUGGUUGCCCCAGGCCUAUCUACAGCAUCAUGAUCGACUGUUGGCACCCUGAUCCCGAGUGCAGACCUGUAGCAUGUGAUCUGGUGACAAAACUACAGCGGCCAGACUUCAUCUUCCUAAAGUGGCAGGCCAGUGAAACUAGCCGCUACCCUGAGGAGGCUCAAACCCUGGGCACAGCUCUGGAGAAUGGCCACUGUCUGCACAUGGACUUACAGAGGAGGUACUGUGAAGGACCAAGCACAAGCGAGAAUAAAGAAGAACUAAAUACAACUUCGUAGAUGAUGUCUGGUUCACUGGGAUAUCGUAUAAUGGAUCUGAGCCCAUAGUAAUUGUCAUGUUGAAGUAACGGAUGUUGUGUGCACUAUUAUAA